ACCCCGCCUUAUUCGUAAAGGCACCAGCACUACUGAGAAGAAAACAGAGGCUACUCUGAAUUCAGCGUUCUGAAGAAGUUUGAAAAGGGAUUUUUGAUUCCUCUUUCGAAAUGUCUGUAGGGACAUCUUUAGUUAUGUUGCUGGGGACACUGUACAUGUUAGGGAGGCUGCUUAACGUUGAAGGCUCUUUUGAAGAGGAAACUUUACAAGCGCAUAACAAGUAUCGUAAGAUCCAUGACUCCCCACUAAUGACGCUGGACUCUAGUAUGAGCCAAGAUGCAGCAACCUAUGCCCAGCCGUUAGUGAGCAUGAACACUUUGCAACACUCGAGUUCUAAUGACGGAGGCGGGGCGGAGGCAGAGGGGAGGAGGAGGAAGAGGCGGAGGGGCGGAGGCCGGAAACCUAUAGGCGGAGGCGGAGGUGGAGGCUCGAGAUCUGGUUUUAGAGGUUGGAAACCUGGUGCAGGAGGUGGAGACAGGAAACCCCGUGAUGAAGGCUGGGAACCUUUUAGUGGUGGUGGGGGAGGAGGCUGGAGACCCGGGGAUGGAGGCAGGCGCAGAAACCGGAAACCUGUAAGCGGAGGGGGAGGUGGAGGCCGGAGACGCGGUGGUGGACGUGGGGGUGGAAGCGGAGGCCGGAAACCUUAAUCACUUAUCUAUAUAAUUUUGAAUAGAAAUCAAUGUCCACUUUAUGAAAUUUAAGUCAAAUCUUCUGUAUUUCAUUUUAAAUAAAGGUUAAUGUGCACUCUGAGCAAGACUAUUAAAAAUCACAAUUUGUGUCCGUUA
Messenger RNA from Stylophora pistillata, 785 nucleotides. RefSeq lists its product as uncharacterized. Lineage: Eukaryota; Metazoa; Cnidaria; Anthozoa; Scleractinia; Pocilloporidae. The record is from RefSeq and is a predicted model, not a curated record.